AUGUGUGUGUGUUUGUGCGUGCGUUACGUUGAUGUCAACAAUAACAGUCGCUUGCAGAAACCAUCCUUCAAAACGGCCGAAGAGAAGAACUUGAAACGAUAUUCUGUUGCUAACGGUCGAAUUACCCAUCGAAGUGAUUCGACAAAAAUUAAGUCUGCCUCUCCAUCAACUAAUCACAUCACGUCCGUCACUACUAAACAUGUACCAAAAAUGGAAUCCUUAGAAUCGUUUCCAUCGAUAUUGUCAUCGUCAAGACCUUCUCAACUCACUUCCUCAGAAACAUCAAGCUACAGUUCUGGUUCAAGACGUCGUAAAAGUACACCACGUAGACUGGAUGUCAGCUCUACGGUUGACUUACCUGCAUCAGAUCUUCGUGCGAAUGUUUCACCAAAACCAGAUGCAACUAAAUUUACUCCGAUGAAAAUGGAACAGUGUAGUGAUGAUCACACUGAGGAAGAACUGUUCAGCGAAACUCUUCCCUGCGGACAACAA
Molecule: messenger RNA, 492 nt
Organism: Anisakis simplex (herring worm)
Lineage: Eukaryota; Metazoa; Nematoda; Chromadorea; Rhabditida; Anisakidae
Source: the annotation of a GenBank genome assembly